Molecule: messenger RNA, 543 nt
Organism: Serendipita indica DSM 11827
Lineage: Eukaryota; Fungi; Basidiomycota; Agaricomycetes; Sebacinales; Serendipitaceae
Source: the annotation of a GenBank genome assembly
AUGAAUCUAAGGAUUGCAACAUCGAAGCUCCCCGAAAUCGGGUUUGCUAUAACUGCGGAGAAAUGGUGUGGUCACAUAUCCGCGGCGUGCCCAAAUCCGCGCAAAUCGACCGUUCCUGGACGCCCGCCUGGUCCCUACCGGCCUGACUCGACAGGAAAUGGCGAUAGACAUUCCGUCAACAGGCGACCGGCCAUGAGAGAGUUUGGCGAGUCCAACAGACGUACUCCGGUAGAUGACAACGGUCCAACCGGUAACGUCAGAACUCGCUGGGCCGGCAGACCCACCAACUCGCGAGAGUUUGGCCAAAAUGUGAAGCGAGCCAAAUGGGAAGACGAGCUCUCAGAAGUGCAAGGUGGUGACGACAAGAAGAUGCGUAUCGAGUAUCGUGGCGUCCAGAACAUUACUUGCCUUUAUUGCGGCGAGCCAGGGCAUCUUAUCCGCGAUUGUCUCGCAAAACCUACUGAAACCUGUCGAAACUGUGGUAGUGAAGGCCAUCAAUCAAGGGAGUGUCCGGAGCCUUGGAAUCCGUCACGGCGCAAGUGA